AGGAGCUCAGCCAUUCUAUCGAAACGCUAUCUCUCUGUCUCUGUCUCUGUCUCUCUCUGUCUCUCUCUCUCUUUGAAAUCUGAGUCCCAUUGAAGCUUCUCGGAAGCUCUGUGUCUCUCUCUGUGGUAGAUCUCUAAUUCUUUACGGCUUCUUUUUCGAGUCGAAGGAUUAUUGGUGGCAAGAAAGGUCGUGAGAACAUAUCCAUGGCUUUUGAGCACUACUUUGCUCGGGAGUGGAAAUCUAUCCAAGGUGUAGCAACAGAGUCAGAAAAUUCCAAUGGUUGCUUUGACUGCAACAUCUGCUUAGACUUUGCACAUGAGCCAGUGGUCACCCUCUGCGGCCACCUCUACUGCUGGCCUUGCAUCUACAAAUGGCUUCACGUACAGAGCGAUUCCCUUGCCUCCGAUGAGCAUCCGCAGUGCCCAGUUUGUAAGGCUGACAUAUCUCACACCACCAUGGUCCCGCUCUAUGGCCGGGGCCAAGCCCUAAACGAAGCUGAAGUUGCAGGCAAGGCAUCCCAUUGGGAUAUGGCCAUACCUCCUAGACCAGCUGCAUGUGGUGCCCAAACUCUGUUAUCUACUACAUCUAACACUGGUCAACAGCUUCCAUAUCGUAAUCCUUAUCAGGAUCAACAUUACAACCCUCACCCAUAUGGCAGUCAUGAAGAGGAUUCGACAUCUCCAUGGCUUAAUCUUGAAGGGACUAUGCCGGGUUUCCACCAUCCGGUGGUUGGCAUGUUUGGGGAGAUGGUUUAUGCGAGGGUGUUUGGGAACUCGGCGAGCUUGUAUACAUAUCCAAACUCAUAUCACCUAGUGGGGAGUAGUAACCCUAGGUUGAGAAGGCAGGAGAUGCAAGCAGACAAGUCGCUGAACAGAAUUUCAAUAUUUCUUUUCUGUUGCUUUCUUCUCUGCCUUAUGGUCUUCUGAACGCAGUACCCGUGCUCUCCAUUGAUCCAAGUCGUUUUCGGUUUUUGGAUCAACGGUUAAGACAUCACAUCACAUCACAGGUUCGAGUCGACGAAAGGAUGGUCGAGGAUAGCAUCGGAGGAUGAUGUAUAGGAGUUUAUUGAAUACAAAAAUAGGUGAGUGGAGGCUUCAAAAGAUUAGUGGGGAUGGAGUAGUGGUGCAGCUGUAAAGGCGAAGGCAUCAAUUUCAACACGACAACACCUAAUGUGGUCAAUGAUGCAUGGCAUGCAACUCUUUUUGUGGUUCACUAAUCGGAUCACGACUGCCACCAAACUCGCUCCCCCAAAUGUUUGAUGGAGGAGGUGUCAUAUGUCAUCUUCUGCGACUCCCGCGGACAUAAAAUAAAUCCCUCUACUUCCCUUCAAAUAAAUUAUAGACCACCCAUGUGGUCCGAGUACAAAGCAUUUGCUAAAAUUCCUUAAUUUACUCUACAAUCUCGUUUUGUGUUCACCGUCUCCAUUUUUUUUUUUCUUUCUAAAAAAAGAAAGUCAAUGAGAAAAGGGUUACGGAUGACGGUAUUUUAAUUCUAUUAAUGAAAGAGAGAAUGGAUGACCAA
Molecule: messenger RNA, 1521 nt
Organism: Alnus glutinosa
Lineage: Eukaryota; Viridiplantae; Streptophyta; Magnoliopsida; Fagales; Betulaceae
Product: E3 ubiquitin-protein ligase RMA1H1-like
Exons: 3
Coding region: 204-926 (240 amino acids)
Biological process (GO): ubiquitin-dependent protein catabolic process
Cellular component (GO): endoplasmic reticulum
Molecular function (GO): metal ion binding; ubiquitin protein ligase activity; ubiquitin-like protein conjugating enzyme binding
Source: RefSeq, a predicted model, not a curated record